Porites lobata is the source of this 26888-nucleotide messenger RNA. NCBI's taxonomy places the organism in Eukaryota, Metazoa, Cnidaria, Anthozoa, Scleractinia, Poritidae. The record is from the annotation of a GenBank genome assembly.
CUCCGAUGAAAAUAAAGGUCUAUUUGAGCCACGACUCUCAAAAAGGGAAACAGUUUGUUAUAAAGUGAUUUCUUAGUUUUGCCUAGGGCAAAGCACCUGCGAAAGUCGUUUUAUUUCCGAAUUUCAAAGGAAAAUUUCCAUAAAUUUUGAAAAAUAAGGAAAACUUCCGUGUUUUGUUUGCAAGAAGUGCCGUGAUGUUUACAUGUGGUCAUUUAAAAUACUGGAUAAUUAUGUCAGGUUGUGGAGCUGAAAAACGGAAAACUAUCGAAGAAACAGAUCCAGCCAUUCUUGUUGUUGCAGCUUGUCUUUAAUCCGCAUAUUUUUUGAAGACAAUAUCAUCCUGUGGUUUUGAGCUACGCUAUAUUAUUUUUUUCAGGGGAACAGCUUUUCCGACGACAGAGCAUUUUAAAACCACCGAAAUACGAGAGAUAAGAUAGAUGAAAUAAAAUAAAACAUAAAAAAGUAAUCCUGUCUGUUUAAUACGGGUUAAGCAUCAACUCUAACAUCUUUCCGUAAUGAAAAAUAUCAUAUGCUCCAAAAAUAUGGAACACUAAGGUGAAAAUGGUUAAUAAUUUAGGUACGAGCGAACAUCAAUUCGCGUACGGUACGUCUAGGCCCGGUUCGCACUGGAGCGAAUUUUGUUUAUCUUUCAGCCGUUCAGGAUUUCGUCACUUUGACAAGAUAUCACUGAACAAUAAUGUUUUGACAGCCGUGAUUUUGAUAUGACAAUUUUCGACACAUUUAUUAGGGGCUUACAGCGCAGGAUUAGUCUUGUGGUUUGUAACUGGCAGGCAAUAGUAUUUCUCAACGGAGUGAUUUUAAUAAUUUUUCUCUCCAAGGGUAACAUAAACAACAUGUGGUUUUUAAAGUCAACACGAUCUCGCUUGGGAAAAUACAUUUUCUGAAUAACAAUGUGAUAAUUUAGUAUCGGGACUCAAUGACCAAGAAAUCGUGAACUGGUGAUCUUUGAAUACGCAUUGCUUGAAACUAUGCACAGGUAGGCGACUUUUCCUUUCUUUAACUUAGAUAAUGUUAUUCACGCAAGGAGAUGUGGUUGUAUCAAGUCUGUGUUCGAUCGCGCGUGAAAUAUUUGGAAAUGUUGGACCAUGACUACGACAUUUCACUGAUGCUUUGUUUGCGGAUAAAAAUUUUGCAGAAUGUUCUUUACGCUCACGUUUCUGAGAUUUAGUGUGGUUUUCUGUUGAUGAUUAUCUUACUUCUAUAACAUAUACUGAGUAAAUAUACUCACAUUGAACAUUCAGUUCAAUCGUGCUUGGAGUUGUGAAGAAACUGCUGUAGAAAGCACACUGAUAAAACGUGUGAUCCUUAACGUUUAUAUUCUUCAAAGUCAAGCUGCCCUCAGUGAAUGAAAUGCGUCCGGGAUCAUCAUGUAUAAUUUUGCUACCAGUCAAUUUCGAUUUUGCGGCCAAACCAGUCCAGUUUUUGCUGUUCAUGGGCUCUUCUCGCGUCCAUGUUAUCAAAUGGAAUACAUCGGCUUCCUGCUGCUCUUCUGGAGUGAGAAUAUAUUCGCAAGGUAGCGUUAUAUCUGACCCAACAGCUACAUCUAUUACAUCGCUUUCUUGUUGUCGAAGCGACCACUGAAAUCCAUCUGAAAUAAGACAAAAAUGAAUCAACAAGGCAUCUAAAUUUCCGAAUAAAAUGACAUUCGAUUACGUCGGCCGCCGUUUCAACUAAUCACCACUGUAACGGAGGUUUAAACAACAAGUUUUAACCCGAUGGAGUUGUAUAUCAUUUUCUCCAGAUAUGGUAAAGACACGUAAACAAAGGUAUCACUUAGUUUUUCCGUACUUACCUAGUAAAAUAAAGUUAUGAAUCAAAAAGAAAAUGCCGCAAACAACGUUAAAGUUAUAAACCUCCAUCGAUCGUCGUUUGUUCGUUCCUUAUAAUAGCUCAGGCAUGACAUCCUUUUGUAUUUGUGCUUAUUCUCGGCUUCUGACAGCCACUCGACUUUCAAUAACCCUCCGAGGCCUCCGUUAUUACGUCAGAUGUCUGCGUCAAGGGUAAAUUCUUUUAUUUGCAUGUAUAAAUGUUUUCAACAGAAACAGGAAAGAAAGUGAAAAUGUUUCCGGAACGUUCCCCGCCUGCAGCAAGUAAAAUUUACAUCGACUGAGGUUCAGCGUGACACGUAUCGUUGAAAGUGGUAUCGUUUUCGGUAAAACAAAAGGAAAUUGAGGUAUUCGUAGAAUUUCGCUGACGAAGGUAUGAAAUAUGUCGAUUUUUACUUUAAUUUCCGGGGUAAACUGCACUUUCUGACAACUUUUGUUGGUCGACGAUCCAACACCAGUGAAACAGCGGCUUAUUUGACACCUGCAUCUGAGGAGUGAAAUGGAGCAUGUAUGGAAAUCUAUUACAAGUAUUAAGAUUUGUAUGUAGUAGCAUCGAUUAUAUUGAAAUACAACGCAUAAAUUAUACUGUGGACUUUAAAGGGGCACAGUCACGACUCGCGCAUGCUCAUUGAGUUCAUCCUACUCAGGCACGGUCCAUGUUGGAUUUUGAAGGUCGGAGCAAAAAGAUCUAAAAAUUACCUCGUUUUCACGUGUUUUACCUCCUUUGAUUACUUAAAGAGAAACUACAAUUACAAGUCAGUCUUUCGUAGUUUUAACAUGCCAUCGAGGGGCAAGAUUCGUAUGAUUCUACCAUUAUGCUGUUGUGACGACGAAAAUUUUCAUCAAUAUGUCUCAAUUAAUUCUUUUAAAAGGUAUUGAAGAUAUCUGUGUACAGUGGAAUCUCGAACGAACCUCUAACGGAUAAGUCCUCGGUAUAUCCGCUCUGGGACGAAGUUAAGCUUAUUGACCGAGACCCUCACUGGUAGUCUCAUAGAGUUAAAGAGACUAUCCACAUGAGACUUCACGCUAACAACAUCUACAGGGACAGUGGAAUUGAGAUUCCUGAAGCGUGGAUGCCUACAAAAAAAAAACAUGACAACCGACCUCACUUACCUCUACCACGGCGGACCGCCGGGGGAUCAGUUUCUUCCUCUCACAAUGUCAAUAAUGCCUUGGCUCGAAACCCACCAACCAUGAGCGAGGUUUGAGAUACACCAAUCACUAACAACCACGGUGGUACAAACAGUUCGACUCAGUAAAUCGACACUACCUGCAGUGUGCUGUCGAAACGUCGCAAUCAAUAUCAAAGUGACAAUCGUGAGACAAACUAUAAAACUAAACCCUUUAUAAACUUUUUUCACAUAACAAAAUAUAUGAAAGAGACCCCCGAAACAACGAAACCUCGUUAUAGCAACAGAUUUUGCCAGUCUUUUUGCCCUUCGUUAUAUCGAGGUUCCGUUUUAUAAUUUUCAGUUAAAUGGUUCUGGUAGUUUUGUUUGGCACCAAAAACAGGAAUGUAGCAUUUACAAAAUACCGCUAAAUUUUUUGCUUUCUCUUGAGAGGAAGCCUGGUAUAAUCCACACAAAUGGUGCAGACAUUUUCGCUCGUUUCCGUAAAAGCGGUAAAAAGAUAAUGCCUCGGACGGAAGGUAAUACCUUUUUUCCGAAGAAUUUUCACCGCGUACGUUGAACCGUUCCGUUGAAUUCUUAUCGGGAUUUCUCACCGGAAUUAGCGGGUUUUCCAUGCAAAUUGUAAGGUGAAGUAUUCUUUCUAAAGUGAAAUUACAGUGUAAUUUCGUUUACGAUCAUUAUAUGUUACAUGAUGAAAUUUACCUUCCAUACAACAGCUCUUCAAUUUGUGUUGAUUCAGCUGAAAAUUGAAUAAGAUGAGAGGGGUCUUUUCAAUAAUACUGCCGCGCCAUGUGUGAAAAUUUUGUCGCCCUGCAAUCAAACCGUUGUGACAUUCUUAGCUUCCACUACCCUGGGUACCAGAGGUUUUUCUCGCUUGCAGCGGGAAGUUUCGGUGUUGGCCGAAGGCCGACACGUCUUCGGCCGUAGGCCGAAGCCACGAGCGGCGACGCCGCGAGAAAAACCUCUGGUACCCAGGGUAGUGGAAGCUAAGAAUGUCACAGAAUUUCGUAAAAAAAAAUAACAGUUUGAUUUUCGCGCGUGUCACUAUAAAGACUUGACAGAAACCGGAAACCGCGCUAGAAAAGUCUCUGGCACCCAGGGUAAGCUUCCACCUGGUUUUGUAAAUGCAAAAUAUUUUUAUAACUACGGAUAAUUUCGCUCCUUUUUCUUUCCUGCAGGUAAACAUAUUUCUGGAAUAUAUUCAUGAACAUAAAUGUCAGCAACAUUCCAAGGUACAUUACAAGCCUGAACUCAUUCUAUGUUUUGCUACGGUUUGCUUGUACAUUUUAUAUGGACGCUUUUCUUCCCAUAUUAGAGUGCUAAAUCACAUUAACAAAAGACUUACUGGAAUCCCUGAUAAUAAACGUGAGGUUGUGUUUUUUGUUAAUCAAUACAUGACAUCCAGAAAAUAUGUAGUUUUCCUAUUCAAUAAAAUAACAUUGAAUUAACAAACUUCAAAAACGCUAGUUUUUUUUUCAGAGUUUUUGUGUGUUUGUGUGAAUGUUGUUGAUCAACAACAAACUACGACAAUGCCAUGGCUUAACUUAACAUCUGUAUGGGGAAGAACUAAAACUAUAGAAUCGAUCUUUGUGUUUUGUACAAAUUGACGUCAGUUUUUAUGUGUUUUUUGUAUCAACAACAGACUUCGACAAUGUUUAUGACGUAAUUUAUCAUCUCUAAAAAAACUUGUGUCAAUUUGAUUUUUACAUUCAAAUAUUGACAAAUGUCAAACACUAGCCAUAGCAAAAAUGAAGAAAAAAGACAGGGUAAAUCCAAACUGAUAUUAUUAUUAUAAUGACUUCUAUUCAAACUAGUACAAUAUUGCUAAUAACACGUUUGGCAAUUUCAUUGGCUCCUGAGAACCAGCAGAGGAAUUUCAUUGGCUACAAGUUUGACAGCUCGACUGAGUCUACUGUUUGCAUAAAUUUGGAAUUCACUUGUUAUUCAGAGUUCAGAACCAGAAUGCGAUCAAAGACGUUUACCGCUUUGAAUUUCACUUCUGGUGCUCUCGUCUGGCAGUUCUGAAAAAAACAUCGCGGAGCAGAAAAUCUUGUACCAGUUGAUUUAUUUAAAGAAAAAAAGUUAUCUUGUUUUUCACCACUGAGGUUUGGAAAUAAACCAAAGGUAAGAUUUAAAGGCGUGUUAUUUCUCAGUUAUGAAGUUUUUCCAAAACGGCUGUUUUGCUCGACGUGAAAGGACCAGGAAAGCACUUCACCGUUAACAGAAUAAAUGUGUUCGUAGCAUGUUCUUUGCUUAUAGUGGAAUAAUGCUAUUAAUAACAUUCUUCAAUCUUUUAUAAAUUUUCAUACUUGAAAAUAACUAUAGACAUAAAAUUACAAAUGGCUCAGCAAACAUGCAUCCCAGUGAUAGGCUCUAAAACCCGUAUCCUAGGUUCUGAGAACCAAGUUGGUCGCUGACUUCAUCUUUCGUUGCUUUCUAUAAUAUCACAGGUUUUGCAUCAGCAUCAUUAUAGCCUUUUUCUCUCCAAGAGGGCGCAUGCGUCAUGUGCUUUACAAAGAAAACAACAUUGAAGUCCCACAAAGGCUCCUUUUUCAGAAGUUAAAAUUUCCGAUCCAUAACGUUAUUUACAUUGACGCACUAAUCACUGAACUUCAGAGCUCAGAACUUCAGACUUUAAAACCUGUGGUUGAUAAAAGUAUCAAAGUAAUUAUACCAUCCGACUAAAGGUACGGAAAAACGGGCAACAAAAAACGUGCAACUUGUCUUGCAACAUUGCUGUAAAACGAGUUGAAUAGCGAUGUCGCGCGUUUUACCCCCAACGUUCAAACCCGUCAACAAACUGAUUUGUUGCAAGUUUGAUGUGGGUGGUAAAACGCGCAACAUCGCUAUUCAACUCGUUCUGCAGCAACGUUCAAAGACAAGUUGGACGUCUUUUGUUGCCCGUAUUUCCGUGCCUAAACGUUUUCUUGCUCUUCAUUCAUCAUGCAUUUAGAUCUAAUAUUUGAUCAAUAAGGCUGUGUACAUACUAAUACCUGAUAGCUUUUCCUGUCGGCACGAAAAACUAACAUGGCCUAAGUAAAAUCGCAAAAAAUGCCAAUAACACUGUAGAUAAAGAGCAGAAGCAUUAAGACCGAAUCCACCAAGAAAUUGAGAAAUUUUAAUUUUCAGUGGACAAAAACCUUGUACCAGAAUAUUGCGAAUCUUUUCUGCAUUUUUCAAGGGCUAUCGAUGUAAUUAGUCAUCUGUAAUAACACCAAAGAAAAUUUCUUAUGGGAGUCCGAGAAAACAAAUGUCAAAUUUCACAAGAAUUGUGAAAACGCAGGUAAAAUCCUGAAAAUUACAUGUGUAAGAUUAGCCUGAAUUUCAGACGAUUACUUCGAGUCGUUUUCUCUCAGUUACUGAGGGAGUGAAAACGACGCGAAGUUAUCGUCUGAAAUUCAGGUACAGAUAACUUAUUACAUCUUUAGCCCUUGAAAAAUGUGAAGAAGAAUGCAAUACGCUUUAAAUUAUUCUGGUACAAGGUUUUUGUCCACUGAAAAUUUAAAUUACUCAAUUUCCUGGUGGUUUACGUCUUAAAAAAUUGCAAUUGUUUGCACUGUAGUUGCUUUCUCUUACAGAUCCGAAACCCACUACCAGAGGAUGAGUAACAAUUGGCAAUGGUCAAAGUAGCAGUUGUGGUACUCUUGUCACUGUUCACGUUGUCUGGUAAGACUUAACAACCAACAAAAAGCAACAACAAUUAAAUUUUGUCUCACAUAUAAAGAACAUGAUAAGAAUAUAUCUAGUAUUAAAUUAGGGCAAACAAUAACUUAGAGUAGUAAAAAAACUAAACGCGCUGAGAAGUCACAAAAAUUAUUAUGUAGUUUCUAUAAUACUUAAACCGCGCGGCGCGGUGUGCGGCGGUACAGUUAAUUCGAGGCGUCUUAUAGGUCCUUAUACAGCUUCGUCUUAGGGCAAUUUAUUCCGCUGUCUUAUCAAACAUCGUAUCAAAAACUACAAUAAAAUAAAUGUCGUAAGAACACUACGAAUAAAGGAAAACUAAAAAUAAACUCUAAUGUAUAGUGUCCAGAAAUAUACGAACAAGCAAACAAACAACUAUCACUCUCCGCCAGCAUUAUGUAAAAGAAAUUUGCCGCCUAGCGUUUGGUUAUGCGUGUAGUUAUUGAACAAGGUAUGUGACCAAGCAUAAGCUGCUAUAUCUAAGCGUGACGAAAUGUACGUGAGAAUUGGCGGGAAAGGAAAGAAAGUGUGAAAUGAAAAAAUGAAAGCCGGAAAGGAAUUUUGAAAUCGUCCGUUUCCAAACAGCUAGCAUAACGCGAGAGUGUCUAAAGAAAAUUUUGGUUAUUGAUUAUUGAAAAUGAUUAAUCCAUAGUAUUUGUGUUAUUAAAUAGAUUCUUUUUCGUGGAGAACUAAACAGCCAAACGAAGUCCGUAUAGGAGCACCCGCCACACUACAAUGGACGGUGUCAUUAACCGCAGAAGAAACAUCGAAAGCAAAUCGCUUUUCACUGAUCAUCUUGGAACGCGAAAUGUUCCUAUACAGCAAUCUGUGGCAGAUUAUGGCAGUGAAGCAGUUUUCUGGUGGAGUUUACCAGGAAGUUGGCAACACAGAUACUUUCGAUGUCAUUCAAGGAAAUGACAUGAAACUCCGGUUGAACAACGUCACAGAUACCGAUGGCACGCGGUUUCGCUGUACAUUUCUCAGCUCCUUUUCAGCACCAAAGAGUAUAAUUCGAGUCCAAAUAACAGGUAAGGCUAUGUAUGUCUGGAUGUUAUGAAAUGAUAGUACCAGCUAUUUGAGUCUACAUCGUGUAAGCGAGUAUACAGUGCGACUACUAUUACGGGGGCCCCUUAGACAAAGCUGACCAGUCGGAUUACAGGAAAAGAACAACACAUUCCAAGAAAGUUAGUUGUGGGCCAAUCAGCAGGUCUCAAAAAUACAAUAAGUUACUCUAAGCACAAAAUUUAAAUAUUGAUAACAAAUGUUUUUUAAGAAAACAAAAUGUUUCACCAGACAAUGCUUUUCAAUUCGAAACGUUACAUAUAACACCCAGAAGACAUGUUUGUUUGACACAAGCUGUUUUUUUUUAUCUACUAGCAAUUUCUUCGCUACAAUGCCUCGCAAAAUUGAGAACGAUUUUGCAAUUACAUUGUAGGCUUAGUAUCGCUAACUCACCUUACUUUUAAUCGUGGGUCAACAAAAAAAGGGGACCUCCGGAGCCUGUGGGGGGAGAGGGGUGCCCACCCGCCGCACCUCUCACCCUACGGGCCUGCCAUUGCUGCGCUUUGCAAUAACAUCAUGACCUCAAGUCAAAAAUUUAUCUUAAAUGUUUACGUUUUUUUGCCUGCAUCUUUCACGCUAUGCCUCACUUUGUCUCAAACACCUCAAACACCUCACUAUGUCAAGCCACGUCAGCAGUGUAUUUGCGGUUCAGCAUCUCUUGCACUACGAAAUAUAUGUAGGGCUAGGAAAUACUUAGAUCAAACGAGCACUUUGCCUUGUUCUUGCAUUCAUCUCAUCCUGACUCGACUUUUGUAGUAGCUUAUCAUACGGUUUACCAGCAAAGGAAACUUGCUUUCAAUUUUGCAGUAAACUCGAUGAAACCUCUUGGAAUAUAGAUAGUGAAUAAUUGGUCUCGUAUGAUGGGUGGUUGCUCAUAAAGGCUUGACUGGAGUUUUUCGCGUAAAAAGAUAACUGGCAUCCAAAUUUUGAACGAAGUUUGAAAGAUGAGAACAUUUUUGAACCUACCCGUUUAGUGCCGCUGAAUCUCUACCUAAAUGGCAAUAGACUUUUUUUUGUCGCAGUGCAUUGUUACAUUAAUUUUCCGCUUCAUGUUUUUAUGUUUGCGUUUGACCUUUUCUGGGUGGCUUUGUGGUGAAGAAUACUUCAAGUAAGUGGACCAAGAUUUACAAACGAGCGAUGCAUGUAGGGUAACUUUAUAAACUUGAACUGUCAAGUGGUUCCAAAUUCAAGUUAAAGUCAUGUUUUGCUUUGAAUGGCGCUUCCAAUUCAGUAUUGGUGUACGUGAGGGAUCAAUCCAUCGGAUUUGGUCGAGGGUUCUUUCAGGUGAUUGCCGCAUGCACAAUUUAAACGAAAAUUUCCCUUAAACUUCUUCAUAAUUGAUCAAGUUGAUUUAUUUUCUUCUCUUGUUAGAUCUUCCCAUUAAAGUUCGUCUCGUUGGUGGCGAAACUCCUAAUAAAGGUCGAGUAGAAGUAUAUCAUAAUGGGUUUUGGGGCACCAUAUGCACUGAAGGUUGGGAUCUGCUGGAUGCGUCAGUUGUGUGUCGAAUGUUGGGAUACACGGGAGCUUGGUCCGCCGGCUGCUGCACUGAAUACCAAGGCAAUACUGGUCCGGUGUGGCUGAAUGAGCUUUCCUGCACCGGAAAAGAAACGUCCUUAUCAGAAUGCGGCCACAGUGGUUGGGGUGUGAGGAACUGCGACCAUAGAAAAGAUGCGGAAAUAAUAUGUCAUAUUCCGUUUACAAGAAUACCACCAUAUUCCAGUAUAGAACCUACAACAUCCGCAAUAGUGUCAAACUCCAACCGUCACCACACAAUAACAACUACCGUAGCAAUAUUAUCAUCGAUACAACCCAUCGUGCAAUCCACAAUUCAAUCCUUGUCAUGUAGAACUCGUAUACAAUCUACGUCUUCUCUAGGGCAUUCAUAUUUUACGGCUACUUUCCAGUCUGGUUCACUCACACAAGCUGUGUCCUCCAUCGUAUCUCGUUCUUCAGUGAUACUACCUACCACGCCACUCAUUCCUGGUUUGCUUCCUGGUAAGUAGUCUAGAGAUUGAUUGAUAAAAACAACUGUUACACCGCCACUAAGUUGACCAUUAAGGACAAUAACCAGCGCGAUGUACGCCGCUUUGACUCUGAUUAUGACCGUUGAGGUUGUUGAGACACUAGCUGAGUAACUUUCAACUACAGGUUUUCUUACACCUGGACGAUCAUAUCUCACUUUCUUAUGAGAUUACAAAUGGGUUCAAGGAUAAAUUGAUGUUGAUGCCCACUGGCCUUGCGCCGUUUUGACAAAAAAUCCCUGCUGGAAAUUCCGAAAAUAUCAUAUAACAAUUAGACCUUUGCUUUCUGUUUGCACAAACCUACCUAACCAGCUUGGUGGAGUGAUCAGCGCGUCGGCCUCGCAAUCCUGUAGUUCUAGGUUCAAGCCCCGUUUUUAGCUCUUUUUGGAUUUGUCCCGAGUUCAAAACCUCGGUCAUGCUUGUAAACAGAAAACUGGUUGCCUCCUGCCAGUUGGAAUUUUUUAUCCUGUGAUGUUCUGUUUGAAUGUAUUACUUGGUUUAAACCAUGUACGUGGAAUGCCUGCAAACUAGCUAGAGCGGAUAAGUGCAAUUCCACUAUUAUAAUCAUUAAAUCAAUCAUUGGCUCAGUAGAAAGCGCGGGUCAAUUUCUUUGGUGUCCAACAGACUCUAAAUACUUUCACGUACUUGCGCUACUUGAGUAAGGCUAUGUUCACAAUAUACUAGAUAGCUUUACGAACUGACAAGAAAGAAUAGGUAUCCGCUAUCUAUUUUAUGAACACCUAUCCGACUCUCCACUUAGGAGACUGGCGCGGCGCAGCUUCGUUCCGUUAAAGAAAUUACCGUUCUUGUAUAUGAACAGAAGCCCUAUCCGCCGUGGUUUUCCGGCGCAAAAGCUAUCUGGUAUAUUGUGAACAUAGCCUAAAACAGAUACGCAGAAAUUGUGUUUGAUCUUUCAUCUUUCUUUAGUGUUAUACGUCGAGUUGCUGGAUGAUCUGUAUGGUUUUCCCAGUCAAGGCCGUGUGUCUGUCUACUUCAAUGGCCAGUGGGGAACGGUUUGCGACGAUUCUUGGGACUUAAAUGAUGCAAAUGUAGUGUGUCGCAUGCUAGGAUACCCAAGGGCUGUUGGGUACACAACACUUUCUAGAUUCGGUGGUGGAAAAAAUGGGCCCGUGUGGCUGGAUGAAGUGAAGUGCAGAGGCGAUGAGAGUACACUUGCAUUGUGUGUACACGCCGGCUGGGGAAACAGUGAUUGUGAUCAUACUGAAGACGCAGGAGUCAUAUGUGACUUCAACUACACAGUAGCUGCCAAGGGUGAGGUUGACUAAAUUGAAAGUUUUCAUCACGUCCUUUAAAACUGUGACUAAAAAGCAAAAUUCAUUGGGACACUUGAUGGUGGUCAGUUAAAGAUUCACGUGUGAGCACCUUUUCAUAAUUAACCAUUAGGACUUUUACAAUUACGUUGCCUUUUGCUUUAAAAGUGAUGAAGGUAUGAAAAGCAUGCCGUUUAACAACGAUACGAAAAAUAAGAAAACGGGCCUACUUUCAUGUUCUACUAAACGUAGCGUUGUUCAGACAAUCAGGGUCCAUAAUAACCCCUUUCGAGUCACUUGAGGCUGUUUUCUGCACAAAUAAGAACUCAAGAAUGCGCUUAGACUGCAAAGCAGUCGGGCUUUCCCCAUAAAAGUUCUUUUGAAGGUGUCCGAGUGAGUUUUUCGCACGAAUAGAAAAGCGCGAGCGUCACGCGCCCGUAAGAAGAAAAAUAUCUUUUCGCGUCUCUCACCAGUCUGAAACUUUGCUUUCACCCUCGCUCCAGGACUUUUGUUUAACCGCUCCCUCAUGUUUGAUCUGAUCAUCUACGCAAAAGUACGGGCUGUAUUGACUAAGUUUACAUUUGUUGGUACAUAAAGUCUAUUUCUUUUAGGUUUUGAAUAUUCUUAGAAGAAAUUCGCGUAUGAAACGUAUCACAUCUCGCGCAGGUCCGAAACAAUGGCAAUUUCACUCUGCACUUGUCCUACACUCCUAACUUGUUGACUUCAACACAGUAGGUUUUUCUCUAAACAAUCUGUUUUUUAAGGCGCCAGCAUAACUUAUUUUAGCCCUCGCUUCAGCUCGCGCGUUUCUAACCUGCGCAAAAAUAUGGGCUGUUUUGCAGUCUAUUGAAUGUGGUAAGGAUCCCUCACAAGGCGACCACAUUGAAUAUUCUUUACAGAUAUUGCCUGUACUAGCGACCAAAUUUUCAAGGCAACGUAAUCGCUAAUCGCUCCCAUGUACGUAAACUACUAACUACAGUACUUAUAAUUUGCCUGCAGAUGCUAGCUGUAACUUUGACAUAUGGUACUGUGGUUGGGAUAAUGGGCCUGAUAGCUCGGCGUUUAAGUGGAUUCGCCAUGCUGGUCCUACACCAUCGCGUGGCACUGGACCAUCAAAAGAUCACACCUCAGGACAAGGUGAGGGCGAUAAUGGCUUUUUACUAUUCAUUCAAAAAAUAUUUCCCCGAUUCUGAUUGGUUUAAAGCACACGCAUAAUUCACCAUAACCGGUUACUGAUGACCAAAUUUGGAAGAAUUUCGUAUUUAACGAGGAAAUGACGUCGAAAAUGCAGCGUUCUUGCAGGUUAAUGCACCGUUAACCGAGAACACCUGGGGAAGAGGCUGAGUUGUUUUGGAUGUGAAAACAAAAAAUGGCGGACAUUUUACUUGUUUCAAGAGUAAGAACUAAGCGAAAUUAUAGCUAAAAACAUGACAAGAACAGCAAGAAGACAACUCGAAGGGCGACAUCUGCUAUUUGGAGAAUAUUUGCGACUACACUAAACGUGCACUAUCGAAGGUUAACUUAACAUCGAUGGAGGUAAGCAUGUUUUAGCUUUGUUUUUAAAUUAGGAAUUAUUUUGAAUGAAUGAUAAAACAAUUAUUGAAUUCGGCUUUCGUAUCAUAUGAAGAAUUAUAGAGAUGUCAGAGGGUGUUAUUCGCCUCGGCCUACGGCUCCGACGUAUAACACCCUCCUCGAUCUCCAUAAUUCUUCAUAAGAUACUCAGCCUCAUUCAUUAAUUGUUAAUUAAUUCAUGGGCUUCUAAACUGUGUCUGUAAUAUGGAUGAAUCAAUACUUAAAAUCUGGAAAAAGCCUAUUUGCGAACAAUUAUUUGCUGUUUUCUUUAAGAGACCUCAUACACUAGUCAGUGCCAGCUGGCAACUUGGCCGACAGCCUUUUUUUCGUUUAUAAAAUUAAAUAUCAUUCUUUAUGUACUUACCUAGUAGGAUUUAUGUUGAUAGCACGAUUUGUGAUCGUUUCCACGUUGGAUAGAACAAGACGGGUUUAACACUUGUCACUGACCUACUGUCAACUGAUUAUAUGUUACUUUCCUAGUAAUUUGUAUGGGGGCAGAUUUUAACAAGAGUUGCCUUGAGCGGAUAUCUUUUGAUUUACAAAAUACGAUUAGUUUUACGAACAACUUAAAAUAGCGUCACCUUUUUGUACUGGUAUACAAGGGCGUCAGUCAACUGACGAUGGCGAAGCACUGAUUAGAUUCUCAGUUGCCAACACUUUCUUAUUUCAGGUUACUAUUUCUAUGUAGAAGGAUCAGGAAAUACGUUCAAGGUCGCCAGACUCAAUUCACCAUGGAUAGAAAGCAACGGAAGUGCUACAUGUAUGGUGUUUUACUAUUACAUGUAUGGGCAGUCUAUCAAUAGUCUUCGAGUGAAAGUUGCAGAUCAGAUUGUAUGGCAGUUGUCGGGGAAUCAAGGAAAUGAUUGGUACAGAGCCACGGUCCCUCUUAAUUUUCUCGGGAAAUACAAGGUGUGAUGAUUUAAGGAAUGCCUUAGCAAGAAUUGUUGUAGUAGGAUUUAUUGCCAAAACGUGUAUCUCUUUUGUAUAUGGAAUGUUAAUAUACCCUUGCACGGUUUCUUCAGGUUUUGACUGGGACAAGUGACCGAAAAUCCGUCAAUACUCUUGGAAAGAACUCCUUAAAACAGUCCAGUUGCCAAGUUUAAGAGUGAUUUGUUGAAAACUAACGAGAAUAUAGAUCCACAAAGUCGGAUAUUUUACAGAUGUUUGUAUGUUGAGGGGGAAAUUUCUUGGCUGCUUAAUUCGGAAGUAUUGCAUUUUAAGAACUUGGUAAGGUUACUAAUUUUAAGAGAAGCGCUUUCUAGCGGUGUCGAUGGAUACUGGCUUACUGGUCGUCAAAACUGCAGAAAAACCGUGGAGCUCUAUUUGAAGCGAGGAACUAAUUCAGUCAAGAAGAAAAAAAAAACGGUUUAUUUAGGGAGGAAACCCAAAGUGAUUAGAGUUGGAGUGGGAGAAGGGGCUUGAUCAACGUAAUAUUCUGUUUCUCACAACGGGGGGUUCCAAUGACUGUUUUUGUAAAGUAUCUGUUCGGAUAAGCAAAUACUGCCUAGAAUUUUAUAUUCCUUUUGAAGGCUAGAAAUUUCUAUAUGACCGUUCCUGUCAUGUAGAAUUCUCGAAGCUUAUCCAAUGAAUCCUAGGUUUGGUUAUUUUUCGUGAAAAACGAAACCUAUAAUUUUCGGAUUCAAGAAUGUGAUGGAAAGAGGAAUCAGAAAAAUUUUCACUUUCGAAAUACCAGGAGGGUAGCGUGACAAGGCAAGGCAAGUACGCACACGGGUCCAUGUGGUCUCAAAACUGUUUUUGCUUUCCUUUAAUACAUAUUUCGGCAGUUUACAGGCUGGUUUAAAAUAGAACGUGAUAUUAAAGAAAAGCUUUUAAAACGUUCUUCUUUGAGCUGGUACUGGAAUGUUUACAAGCACGAGGUUGAGGAGCCUCCAUUUUGGUGCGCAAAUUUAGUGUGACCUUAUCAACAUUAACAUCUUUGUCUUUAAUAUGUACAUGUAAAAUCGACAAGGAUGAAAGUAGCUCAUUUGUCAUCAUAUUACGUAGUGAAGUCUUAAGUCUUUUCAUCGAGCUGAAGCUGCGCUCAUCAGCGCACGCCGAAGUAGGGUAAGUAAGAAGUGUCUUACUGGAUAGAAGGCGGCAUUAGUUUGAUCAAGUGUUUCCAAAAGAGUCUCUGGACGGGGGCAUCAGGUGGCCUGGUUGACCAGCGGAGCCUCCACCUUGUAAUCUCUUGCUUACAGACAGUUUCCCAGUUGAGUGACUUUAAAGAAGUCUUUGACAGACUUUUUUGGACACUUAUAAAGACGAGAAAACUAAAAAAAUGAAUAGCUUUUAAAUGGGAAAACUUUCCAGAUCAAUCUUCAGUCAAUCAGGGUCUAUUCUUUUUGGCCUCGCACCUUUGUUGUACUCUGAAAAAUGUGUUUUGCAUGAAUUAUACCAGCCCCCCUCCGUUUUUUAUGAAUAUGCAUUGUAUUGUGGGAUCGCCUGAAGGCAAACAUUUCAAGAAUGGUUCGAAUUUAUCACAUUCCACUUCUCAAACUGUUGUAUUUUUGGGGUAAAAACGAUGCGGAAAAACAGCGAGACAGAAAGAGACAAAUUUGCAGAAUACAAGUUCAAGUUACGACACGGCAAAUGGCUUUUACGUGUAACAGAAAGUCUUUAAAAAAUCCCGCCCAUUUCUAGAGUACACACGUGCGUAUUUGCAGUAAGGACGCUACGUCCCUGAAUACGUUAAAUUGUAUCUAAAAUGUUCGGGAAAAUAAAACUGAGGCCCUUGUAAUUUCGAAAAGACUCAAGUUCCCCUAGGAUGACCGAACAGAUAGAAAGUUUAUAGCGCCACUUAGAAUGCAUUUCUAGAGAUCUAAAAGUACUCUGAAUAACCUUAAAAGUGAUUUCAGUGUAUUCAAUGUAUUGGUGCCCCUGACAAGAGUAGAUAAAGCCAUAACCUUUCGAUGGCCUGGAUCGGCCUUUUGUGGCUAUUUAACCUUUCUUAUUAAUUCACGAGAUGAAGCAUUUUCAAUCAUUUCUGACAUAUUUUAAGCCCAUCAAGAUGGGCUUGCCUAGAAGUGCAUUCUGGUGCUCCGUCAUUGAAGCCAACCCUGUUAUGUUCACGGCAGGCUCUAACUAUGAAAACUAAUCAAUUAUAAUCACUCUUACAUACAUAAUCGUAUUGUGAAAGACGUUCAUAUCUCGUGCUUACUCUCAUCAAUAUCAACAGUCAUUUGAGUAAUAGCUUUAAUUUUCCUAUCCUGUAGGUUACAUUUGAAGGCGUGGUUGGCCAUGAUGCCCAAAGUGACAUUGCUAUCGACGAUGUUGAGUUCCAAGAAAAUACAGUUUGCGAUAAAACGGCCGAGACCCUUCGGUAACUAGCGAUUUACAUUUAGUUGCGAUAUAUUUUAAAGUUAGUUUUCCAAAACGACGUCCAAUUUUGAUUAUAUGUGCUCUGGUGAGCUUGUUAACAAUAAGAAAUAAAUUAAACUAAAGAAUUAUAUCGCGCACUUAUCAGUAGCCUGAGAAAACAGCUCACAUUUGGCGAGGCUACCAUUGGUUUCCCCGCCAAAUGACGUCUGAGAAACGAGCGCAGAAAUUUCAUACUGAUGACGCGUCACUACCCAGAUCUGGGUAGUGCUUCUGAUUGGUUGAAUCAAAUUUCCCACGCGGCACGACCAAUCAGAAGCACUACGGGUAGUGACGCGUCAUCAGUAUCGAAUUUCUGCGCUCGUUUCUCAGACGUCAUUUGGCGGGAAAACCAGUGGUAGCGUCGCCAGAUGUCGGCUGUUUUCUCAGGGUAACUUAUCACUUGCGUUUUAUGGCGCUCAGUGUCAUCUACUCGAUAAGUUAGAGUCAUAAAGAAACUUGUAAGACUGGAUCUGUUAACAUUUUCCCUUUUGUGACAUGACUGUGUUGUUCCCGGCGCGUAGUCACUCGAAGAUUGUAUGUCGUAGCAUCCUCGGCCUGUACAUCCAUUAGUAAAUCGAUGUGUGUAAGCCUUGCCGAUGCCACUGUUUUUUACUUGUUUUUUCCCAGCAAAUAUACUAAAAGCGGCAGUUUCAUCCACGAUUCUUCAGGUUGCACUCUGUCCUUACUAUGUUCUUUGUUCAAACCAACCCUUAGCGAUUUCUUAGAGAAUAAGAAUGCAAUAUUAACAAUGUAAAAGUGACUCAGUCUUAAAGACUUUCAAAGAUAACGAGUCUUGCAAAUUGUCCAGUGUCUUCUAGAAUCACUUGGAUUUCUGCCAAUCAGACAGCUGAUCUCGACGGGAGCGUGACACUGGGAUGUACAGCGAUUGGGCGGCCAACACCCCGUGUUAUGUGGAAGAAAGAAGGGAGAAUUCUUUUAGAGAAUCAAGCUACUGCCAACAUCACUCUUAACAUUGCAAAAGAACACCAUGGUAUCUUCGAGUGUUGUGCAGUUAACAUUGUCGGAAAGGACACGAAAACUACGGCUGUUGAUGUCCGAGGUUGGGAUAACAAACAGUUUGUUUGAUUAUAUCAUUCGUUUCUCUACAAAAAGUGCCGGUAAUCAAAAAUGAAAUUGAACGUAGAUCUCAUCUAUUUUGGUCGUAAAAUACUGGACUAAAGACACAAAAUACUUUGCAAACGUACAGGUUUCUUUGAAAUUUUUUGACAACAUUGUUGGAAACGACUCGAAAUCUACGGCUGUUGAUGUCCAAGGUUGGGAUAACAAACAGUUUGUUUGAUUAUAUCAUUCAUUUUUUCUACAAAGAAUAACCGUAAUCAGAAAUUAAAUUCAAACUAGGUGUCAUCUAUUUUUGUUGCAAAACAUUGGACUAAAGACACAUAAUACCUUGCAAACCCAUAGGUGUCUUUGAAUGGUCACGCUGGAGAAAUAAUGGCAGAAAUCUUACCAGUACGUAGAAUCACAAGACAUUUCUUCAUAAAUGAAUUUAGGAAGGAAGUUCAUUCUUUUAAUUUGUACCAUUGAAAAGGAUUUGUGCAUUCGUCAUUCAAACUUUGGGUCGAUUCAAUUAGGAUUAACCUUAGGAGCUCGAAAGAGCUCAAUUCAAAGCAUACAUACCCUUUUGUGGUUCGAUGAGAAAGUGAUGAUUUGUAGGAAAAUGCAACAAGAGGAAGUUUUCUUUUUUCUUUUCUUUUUCUUGCUUAUAGGAAGCCCAAGGAAAACCUUCAUUAGGACAAACCUGCCUUACAAUGUGGCUGUCAAAGGACAGGUUGUUAUGCUUUAUUGCUCAUCUGAUGGUUUCCCAGAACCGGUUUGUCAGUUUUACAAGGAUGAGCAGUUAGUGAGCGUAAAUGGGAGUGGUUACAUUGUUCAGAACUUCACAGCGGCAGAUGAAGGUGAAUACACGUGCAAGUGCUCUAAUGUAGCUGGUGAAGACAUGGCUAACAUCACUCUUGUUUUAUAUGGUAAGUAAAUACUAAGAGGAUACCCUAAACUUUGGCAGAUUGAAAGACGUCCGUCUCAUUAGACCUAUGAAUAAAAAAAUCAAUUCAAGUCUUCGAUAAAGAUGGGGUGUAAAUCAGGAUGUUGAUUUUAAGUUAUCUGCCCAGUUUUACAUGCCACAGAAAACUUCCUGGCUUACAAGUCAAAAGGGGAACUUGCCGUUUUGCUCAAAGUAGGAACUUUUAAAUCGAUGAUGAGGCCGACAGAUCUAGAUUAUUUAUAGCCAUGAGACUUGUUUAAAAGUUGCAAGUUUUACUCUUGUUUUUAGAAGACUUGAAAGAAAGAUUGACAUGUUUAGUGGCAACAGCAUCAGCCCUGUAGUGCAAACAUAGACUGCUAGCAGUGUCUUAUUUUUCUUUUGUGUCACAGUAGAUCAAGAACACGCGCUCCUGUCUCCGCUCCAAUCUCUCCUUCUUUUACCAUUAAUUUGCACAAUUUUACGUUUUUGCUCGCCACUCGUGGCUCUGAGGAAAGAAGGACGACCGCUUGCGGUCUAUUAGAAACAUCUCAUGAGCUCUUUUUUGUAUUUUUACUUUCAAAUAGAGUCGCCACGUAUCCACUCCAUUGUUCCCGUUCAUCAGUUUGUCAACGAGACAAGUAACUUCACGAUUUUCUGCAAUGCCACGGGUUACCCACUCCCAAAAAUAAUAUGGAGAAGAGCAGGCAACAGCAGCGUGAUACUUUCUUCAGAAAAGACAUUGACAGUACAAAAUGUUGGCAAAUCGGACAUUGGAACCUAUGAUUGUACAAUCGUGAGCGUGAGUGGAGAGAAUGUUACUGCUGAAGCUUCAGUUGAGCUGGAUUUUUGUAAGUCUUUCCCUGAGAGGUGUUUUUCUUUCACCAAAUGGAGGAUUCGGAGAACAUAACUUCCCUCCACUUCCACCAGUCCUUCCCUCUUUAUAUAAUGAGCGGUUCCUUGGUAGUUCUUUUCUAAAAAUAAUGUUCAGAAACGCUUUUGUAAUGAUUCCUUAAGGGGAGUCGUUCAGCCUUUAUGUGUUUAACCGAUACAUCAUUAGGUAGCCUGUUUCAGGCUCCGAGAUAGUCGAGUCCGCGAAAUUGAGAAAGCGCGAUGGGGAACAGGAAAAUAAAAGGAGAGGAAACUUGACAGAGGAAGGGCGGCACCGCCCCCUUUUCCCAGAUCACGCACUCAUAUUUUCGCGUGUCUUUUAACUUACGCGUCAUCCCUACUAUCUGAGAGCCUGGAACAGGCUAGUCAAUAGGCCAUUUGUACGAUGGCCUCAUUUUACUACUACGACCAGACUCCUUUUCGCUUUUCCUUUCAUAUUUAAAUUUGGUAAUCCCAGUGAGGUUGGAAAAACAAAAGCUUUUAUUUACACUAGAAAGCAAAACCCUGAAGGAUUCUGGUCGUAGUAGUGAAAUGACGUCAUCAUACUAAUGGCCUAUUACUAAGCGAUGCUUUCCAGUUGUUGAGUAUUUUAUGUUGGUUUAUAACAAACCUACGAAUAGCGUGCACUGCGAUUGGUUAGCUCGGAGGUGACAAAAUACUACUAUAAUUUUAGGAUAGUCAUUUUACUGGUUUGUAAUAUUAAUAAUAAUAUUUAUUGAUUUGUUUUGCGCAAAUAUCAUUUUUUAAAAAAUUUCUUCUACGCAUUACAUAAAUUUCUCAAUUUCCUACUUAAAAAUCCUAUAUUAAUCUAAAAUAAAAUACACUCCUAGUAGACAUCCCAAUUCUUAAAACUCUAAAAACAAUGACCAAUCAUUCCUUAAGAUCCUAUUUAGAAAUCCUAUUUGAUAAUUUAGAAAAAUAAUGAUAAAUUAGCUAGGAAACGCCUUCUGAAACAUAUUAGCAGACUGUUUCAGCACCUCGGUAAGUAAUUGUUAAAUAUUUCUACUUCUAGUCUCACCAGUUUUUGAUAAAAUCCCUCGCAACAUCACUGUCCUGGAAGAAGAAAGACGCACUGUAACACUACGCUGUAAUGCCACAGGCAGGCCAACGCCAAGGUUGUCUUGGUUAAGAGUAAGAGACGGCGUCACAUUAGCCUCCGGAAAUAACCUACUUAUUACUAACGCUGACAGAUCAUUUCGCGGGGAAUACAGAUGUGUUGCAGACAAUGGUGUUGGCAAUCCAGUCUCUGUGUCAGCAUAUCUUGAUGUACAUUGUAAGUGGACUUCAAAAACGUAAUAAUAUUCAGUAGAUGUAUUGUCCAAUGCACUUCACUAAUCUAAUCCCAUGUAAGGACCUUUAUAUUGCAAUGCUGAGCGAGAAGGGGGAGGGAGGAAUACAGGCCAGAUUAAGUGCUCGAGCUGUUUUUAUUGCAGACAACUACAAAAGCACACUAUCAUCCGGGAACCUCCGAAUAUAUGACGAAACCUGCGACCGUUCAAAACUUUUUCUAAAAAAAAAUACGAAGUUUUUCAACCUAGAAAACACCAAACUAAUCCAUUUCUGUGAUACAACUGCCACCGCGCCGAGAAUGAGUUGGCAGUUGAGUCACAAACAAUUCUUUCCAGUCACUGAAUCGUUUGCAAUUCCGCAGAAUCAAAUAAAAUGCCAGCUAUAUCGCGUCACAGUUAGAUUAAGCGACACUUUCUUGGGGCAAUAUUUUCCCUCCUGUAUAAUUAUUAACCGUGGAAGUUUUUUUCAUUUGUAUUGCCGUAUUGCGAAGGCAGGAAGACGCUUCGGGAAAUUGCAUAAACAGUCCUAUAUACAAGGUCCUUGUAGAUACAACUUCUAGUUUGAGCUUUCUUCGACUACUUAAAAGCAUCGAAAUAAGUUGCGACCUUCUGAGAAUGAGUGAUUAUUUUCCUUAGAUACAGCGUCUUCCACAAGCCUGACCACCGAUAAACUGAAUGCGGUAGUUAUAGGGAAUGGUCAUAUUAUACUGACGUGCCUAACAGAUGCCAACCCACCUCCCAGUCAAUACCUGUUUUAUCAUAAUGGAGUUUACUUUAAGACAAGUCUGACGGGGAAACACCUGAUCCCGAAGGCUAAGUAUUCUGACGCCGGAACCUAUCUUUGUGCACCACUUAACAGUCUGGGAUUUGGAACGAAUGGCUCGGUCAUUGUUUCUGUCUAUGGUAAUUAUUCAAUGUAUCUUUGUUUAUUUUUCUUCUGGCAAACUUGACUAGCUUAUGUAGCUUGCGGUAUUGUUGCAGCUUGUCACGAGGAAUGAACCGUGUGCUACGCAGGCUAUACUCCUUGAUCAAAACGAGUAAGGAACUGUAGCAAUUUCACGCGUACGUAAAUGGAGUAUAUCUUCCAAAGAAUGUAUAAAAGUUGAGCCGUGAUAUCAAGCUGUCCACCAUCAGUCAGAUAAAUAAAAUGCACGUUAACACUCCUCAAGUUAUAUGUGUUACAAACAAAUCGUUAGCGUUGACACCAUAAGCUAUCCUUAAAGUGCUUUAUCACUAUAUCUCUUAAACUUACAUAAAAAAGUUAAAAAUUUCUUUAAGACAGCGAAUAUACCGUUUUACAGUUAUGAGCUUAGUACCCUAGCCUCUGAGUGAAUGUGAGGCUGAGGUUGACCUUGUUCUGAUACAAAUCUCUUCUUAUGAAAAUAAUGCGAAAAAUAAUAGUUAACGUUGUAUCAAAACAAGGUCAACUCCAGCCUCGUUUCCACCUGUAACUGUAAGGUGGACUAUUUAAUCAUGGGUAAAACAACCUACUUUAAAUAGAUUACUUUUCCAAUACAAUGAUUUUUAAACCUCUUAUCCAUUUCUAGGUGCUUUGUCGAUCAUUCGCUUCCCGCAAAACAAAACUGUGACCGAGAACGGAAGCGUAACAUUUUUCUGUAAUGCGACUUCCUAUCCUCCACAUGCAAUUCUUUCACCGCACAUCACGUGGAAUAAGCUGGGAGAUAAGAAUAAAGUGUUUCCACCGGGAGAGCAGCUUGUUUUACAGAAUGUUGGUCGGCACGAUGGAGGAACGUAUGUUUGCAAGGCGGAAAAUGGACUGGGAUUUCCCGACACAGCUGAUGCUGUUCUGAGUGUGCUACGUAAGUACAUUCAUGCUAUUAAUAAAAAAAAAAAAUAUGCGAAAGGAAAUAAGACUUACUGAGGCUCACUUUCACCUUCUUGUUUACAUAACAACGUCAGUUAACAGUGUCAGAGGAUUUUUCGCGAGAGAGCUUGUUUGCCAUAUCCUUGAUACUUCAAGAAUGGCAAAUGCAGCGACAUCUUCAUUAUGGUUCUCGACAUUUGUGGAGUAAACACAUCCGGCAGUUGAUAAGACGGUAUAGAGGGCGUUUGUGGCGGCGCAGGUGCUGCUUUCGUUUAAUAAUUAUGAUAGUUGUGAAGUAUCUAAUACAUUCAACCCCAUUGUCCAUCCUCUUCAGAUAAACCUUACGACACUAAACUGGAGGCUUCAGUUCCAGACAACAUUGGGGUAAUCAACUCGUCCAUCGGGUUAACUUGCACUGCGCAUGCCAACCCACCUGUUACCGCGUACAACAUUUAUCACAGUGGCAUCCUGGUUUCUAAUUCAUCCAGUGGAACUUAUAACGUAACACGUGCUCUUGUAGAGCAUAGUGGAUUCUACAUGUGUAUACCUUAUAAUGAUCUUGGUCGCGGAGGAAAAGCUUCUCUAAACGUUAGUUUUGUAGGUAAGCUAUAAAGUCAGAAAUACGCCACUUGCACUAAGAGGAAACGUGACCACUGCUUCCUUUAAACAAUGAGUUGGAAUCUUGCUGAUGCCAAAAAUUGACAGAGCACAUAAAAGUUAUCUUAUGCCUGAAAUUUGAGAGGAAACGAAUUUAAGGGAGAUAUUUUUUGGCACUUUGAUUUUUCAGCAAAGUAGUAUGAUUUGUACUGGCCGCCAUGUUCGAGUGCAUUCACUUGCCCUCCAACAAGGCGGCCAAAACUACUCUUUGCUUCUGACAGUUUCGCUCAGAUGUGCGGUAAACGUUACCACAUCAUCUUUUCAACAUUUGCCUUGAAGUUUAAGCGCAAAAUUUGUGUUCAGAAAGAGGUAAUUCGUAAAUUUAAAAAUCACAUUUUGGUCACGUGACCAGCUACAAACUUACUCAUUUUAAGAAAAUGGUGCGGGUUUGAAAAACCAAAUCACUAUUAUUUUGUUUAAGAUAUGACCACUAAUCGUUUUUCGAAAGCAAAAUCAUAUAAGUUUCAUUUUUAUAAAAAUGAUGUCACAAGACCUCCUAGUGCAAAUGGCCUAUUGUUUUGAUAUUGACGUACUGGAAGUGAAGUGAAUUAAACCAAGCUUUUCACCCUUAAAAUAAAGAUGAAAUACCUUGGGCCAUCGUUUUUAAUCGAGGAUUAUAUGGUAUUGCCAUGGGGCACCCCCAUACCAUUCACAAACCAAAAGCUUGGAGAAAUACAUAGCCUUCCCUUAGCAUUAGACAAUAGAGUGGCAAUAGAACAAGGCAGAGAUAUAUCUAUGAGAUUGAUGUGUAAGGCGAUAGUCCACAUCAACUCCACGUAAUACACAUAUGGGCCAAAGCUCUUCCCGUAUCAUUACCAAGCUUGGACCAUAUAUAUCCCAUACCAUUUGAUUUCAUAAGGGUUUAUAUUUUAAAACGGAAUGUUACCUACAAUCCACCUUUGAGAGAAUAACGGCAGUCCGCCCCGCUACAUCAAAAAAUAAAUUUUGAAAAUAUAAAAGCGCCAGUUAUGAGUAUUUGACCACAAGUCCGUUAUUCUUCUUUUACAGGUCCCUGUGGUGUUAAGCGGGUUCACGUUUCUUGGUCGCCGCAGAUCGUAGGAGGAGUGGCCGCUAAGCCAGGAGAGUGGCCAUGGCAGGCUCAGUUAAAAUACUCUGACGAUGGUGGAAACUCUUAUCACAUCUGUGGUGCAUCCAUUCUGGAUCAUUACUGGAUUGUUACCGCAGCGCAUUGCGUUGUGGGUAAAAAUACAACUAGUUUGAAUGUCACUGUUGGUAGGUACUCUGAACAGAGAGAUAUCGAUAGAAUGCAUUCGAUUAGCCUGCUUGGCAAGCGUCGAAAAGGCCCUGGGGGACUCCCAUAUGAAAAGGGCGGGGAUGCUCGUCGUCUUGCUUAGGGGUGUAAAACUCAGAUUUUGGUCUCGCUUAGGGUGUUCUGGGCAAAAAGACAUAGCCCUAAAGGUCUCUUCUAGGGUUGCACUCGAAGAAAUAUUGAAAAAUUAUAUAUCUUAAUUCGUUUUAUUUACUCGAUUCAUGUGCUCAAAGUUUAAAAUGAUCGCUUUUAGGUGCCACGCCCAGAUUGGUCUCCUUUAGGAGUUUACUUCAAAAUUUCCGACGAGCAUCCCCGCGCCUUUCAUGUGGGAGUCCCCCCGGGGCGAAAAGGGUGGGGCAGGCUAAUAUGCGAUCUGUUUGUGGCCUUCCUUUCAAAACAAUGUCUGAUGUGAGCAACACAUACCCAAAAGACCUAUUUUCAAAUGAAGGGUAGUGUAGGAGAAAUAAAGUUCAGCGGUAGUCGAAACUGACUUUAUAUCUUACAAAGGUAAUUUACCGCUGAGAAACUUUCAAGUUUGGGGAAACAAGAGCAACAUAUGUAAUGGAAAAUAUUUUUCAUCGUAAAUAAUGUGUAGUGUGAGCUUUAUCUGUUGUCGACUCUUGCUUAUAGAAACGUUUUUGUAAGGAAAAAGAAAAGAACGGGUUUCCACCGUAGUCAAGGUUUCUCCUUCAGUUCUGAUAACUAUUUAAUAAUCAUAAAUUGUGGCAUUUUGAAAUUUCUUUCCGUUAAUCCUCAGGAGAACUUGUCAGAGGAGUUUUCGAAGGAACUGAACAAAACCUCGCCGUAGAAAAGAUAAUCGCUCACGAAAACUUUAAUCAUCAUACUCUUGAAAACGACAUCGCUGUCAUGAGCCUCAAGCAGGCAAUUCUCUUCAACACACAUGCGUCACCAAUUUGCCUACCCAAGAUGGACUUCCCUAUUGGCACCACUUGUUACGUCACAGGCUGGGGUCGAUUGGGACCUCUUGGAUCGCCCUCAGUUGUUCUUCAAGAGACCACUGUUCCUCUUUUAAAUCACACUUUGUGCAAGAAGUAUUAUAGCAAGAAUAACAUAAACGUCGUGACAUCAGACAUGCGCUGCGCAGGGACACUUACACAAAGUCAAGGCACAUGUAAAGCGGACAGUGGUGGACCGCUGACAUGUGAACGAGGCGGCCGUUGGUAUCUGCUUGGUGUCACAAGUUGGACUAAUGGUGGCUGCAUGGAUCAAGGAGACCCGGGAGUGUUUGCCGAUGUUUUGUUCUUCAGGAACUGGAUUGAAAACAAUAUAAGGUCAAACACGAGAACAAGCGCUUAGAUUUAUUGGGAAGUUUUGAAUAAAUGGCAGGUGAUCAGAAUCGAGAUCACGCACUAAGGACAGCGAUAAAAUUUACACUCAAGUCACCAAGAACAGACAGAAAUAUCUUGAUGAAGAAGGAAUAUAAGGUGCUGGCCAACAUGUCUUCAUAGGUCCGGUCUUAUGUUGGACAGUUGGGCGGUUGGCAGUAUUCAGUACACGAGGAAGGUUUGCACCCUCAUCCGUACUCUCUCAAUGUUGGCCUUAAAUAGCAUCAAGGUAUUCCCAAUGGCGAAGUUGGGGAAAGAGGGGAUGAUACUACAAGAACGAGCAUUCUCGUAAGUGGAAUGCCCUCCUUGACAAACCCUGUUUGAACUCACCGCUCACAAAAAGCCAAAUCUUUCCGAGGGCCUUCGUUAGCAAGAUUUCUGAAAGACGUGCAUUCACUGCGUCGACUGUGAAACUAUAACAGCACCUACACAGGAAGUUAAGCAAGAGAUAUACUUUUAUUUUUUUACAUAUAGAAAUAGUACUUGUAGCGUUUGCAAAAUAAAUCAAAAUUGAUUAUAUUUUGAUUUUAUAUUGAGACGGAGAAUUAUUUUUUAGAAAAAAAAUAUUUACUAACUGACGAGAACGAUAUUCUGCUAACACACAUUUCAGUUGUCGAUUGUAUUUAUUACAAACUAAUGAUGUAUAGAUACAACACGUAUAAAGUGUUCAUAGCUAUUUUGUGGCAGUUUCUCUGUUCAUGGUUAAAUAUUCUUGGCCUGUUGAUCCGGGCAAAAUCCUUUCCAUUUGCCGUUUUAUGGUGCCUCGGUGUCCCGUGACUGUCAAGCCUUUGGUUUUAUUAUGUCAUGAAUUUCUGUUCGAGUUCUACUUUGUGACAUGUAAUCUCACGUGGUUUCUGUUUUCUUUUAUGGCGUUUUCUGUGUAUGGUGUGCAUUCAUGUUCAUAUAUUAGAUGUUGUGCUCUUCUUUUUUAAUGACCUUACAUGAAUUCUGGUGCGAUUCCUUGACAGGUUUGUGGACAUAUAGUGUCUCGUUUAUGUUACAGUAUUUUAUUUUAGACAUGGCAGAAGGACUGACUUUCUUCAGCACUUUAAAGUGGUUGUAAGAGGUUCACUUACUUAAUGCGAAGGUUUUUAAACAUAAAAUAUGGAACAAUUGAGUCAACAUUGAAUGAUAUAAUCUCAACCCUGCAGUGUUAUUGACUUUGUCAAGUUUUGUUUUGUUUUACCGCUGAGUUCAUUAAGUUUACCGCCCGGUGCAGCAGGAUCGACCUAAGGACUCUUUCUGAUUCUUACACAAAGUUCUCUUUUAUGUUGUUGAAAAUUGUUAAGGCGUGGAAGAAGGAUCGAAGUAACUGUGGGAACUCUUGGUCGAAAAUAGAGAAGUUGGAUAGUACAAGAAAAUACUUUAAGCUGAAAUGAUAUACCCAAGAAAAAUUUCGGCUUAUACCUUCGAAAGAGAGAAACAUUAAAACACGCUCGGCGUAUCCACGAGUUAAGAACUUUUAAUUAAGGUAUUUGCGUUCAUGACAUAUCCUUUCAAACUUCAUGUUACUGAAAACGUUCUGUGUUUUGAAACUUUUAGCGUUGUCUCGUGCUCAUGGUAUUUCUCGAAUAGUGGGUAAGCUGGAUUGAAUUUCUCACCAAUCUGGAUUAAUUUCUUUGCUAUUCACUUAAGUUAUACGAGGGUGUUAUCACUUGUGUAAACAUUCAAUUAAAAAGUCACAAACCUAC